This is a messenger RNA of Cucurbita pepo subsp. pepo (vegetable marrow), 1169 nucleotides long. Its product is annotated as Reticulon family protein. NCBI's taxonomy places the organism in Eukaryota, Viridiplantae, Streptophyta, Magnoliopsida, Cucurbitales, Cucurbitaceae. The record is from RefSeq and is a predicted model, not a curated record. Gene Ontology annotation, biological process: response to bacterium.
UCCUCAGAGUUGUGCCGCCACGUGCAUGUCUCCGGCGGAAACAGCCGUCGUGAUUUUACACACUUCCGCAGCCACGUACCUGAACAAUCCUUACCAUCAAAACGCCACCUCUUUCACAAAUCCCCCACCAUUAUCACCCUCUGUUUUUUUUUUAUCUUUCCACAUUUUCCCUUCAUUGUCUUCAAAAUAGAUAUGGCAGACCACUUGGAGACCAAACAAUCAGAGCCCAUGGCGGUGGAAGUCGCCGACCAAACUGAACCCCUUUCUUCGCCGCCGUCUCACAAUUCGGAUGCCGGGAAAAUUGCCGAUUCUCCUCCCUCGCCGCCUGUGGAGGAGGCUGAGGGGUCUAAAAUGGUCGACAGCGAGCAGCCUGUUCAUCGUGUUCUCGGCGGCGGAAAGCCUGCGGACGUGUUGUUAUGGAAGAACAAGAAGAUCUCUGCCGGGAUUCUCGGCGGAGCCACCGCAAUUUGGGCGUUCUUUGAAGUCCUCGAGUAUCAUCUUCUCCCAUUGAUAUGUUACGCCUUGAUCUUGGUUGUUGCUCUCUUAUUCCUUUGGUCCAACGCUCACAUUUUCAUCUACAAGACCCCACCUCAUCUUCCCGAAGUUCGUAUCAAAGACGAGCCGUUCCUGCAGGUCGCCUCUGCAGCAAGGACCAUGAUCAAUCGGGCCAUUGCAACGUUGGGCGACAUAGCAUCGGGGAGAGACGUGAAGAAGUUUCUAGCUGUAGUUGCUGGCUUGUGGAUUCUAUCAGUUAUAGGAAGUUGGUGCAAUUUUUUGACGUUGUUCUACAUCGCGGUCGUAUUGCUGCACACGGUACCGGUCGUUUACGAGAAGUACAAGGGUAAGAUCGAUACGUCUGCACAAAGGAUCAUGGUCGAGAGUAAAAAGAGGUACGCGGUUUUUAACGAGAAAGUUGUGAGUAAACUUCCUAAAGGGGUAUUUAGAGAGAAGAAGGAAUGAAAGGAGGAAAUGAUAGUGAAAUUAGUAGGAUGGUGGAUAGUGAAGAAGGCCUCUUUGGUGGCUCAUGUUGUGUAAAUGUUUUGAUUUGAAGUUUAAAGCAGCUGUUGUUUUUCUCUUGGUUUUUAUGUGGGUGUACGUAUUAUAUGGUGAACAAUGAUGUACUUUUAUGUGUUGAAAUUAUGAAUGAUGGGUUCGGUUUGAUCGCGUAA